AUGGAGUCAGAGCAGCGGGCAUCUGCCCUGCCUGAAGAAAAAGCGCCACUUUCCUCCACUUCAAACACACCCAGCUCCCGCCUAUCGACGUCAAAUACUCACGAUGAUCACCCUUCGGAGAACAAGGACGCCGAAGUUGGCAUCAAACCCACCUUGACCGAAGCCGACAAAGAAGCCGCCGCUCAGCCGGACCCCGACCCAAACGUUGUCACUUGGGAUGGUCUAGAUGAUCCCAACCGCCCACAGAACUGGACUGCCCGGAAGAAAUGGUUCAACAUGUCCAUCGUUAGCGCCAUAUGCUUCCUCACCCCACUCGCUUCUUCCAUGGUCGCUCCUGGCAUUCCCCUCAUCAUGCGUGACUUCAAUCUCAGCAACGAAACAAUUGGUUCAUUUAUCGUCUCUAUAUACGUCCUCGGCUACGCUGUGGGCCCGUUGUUCAUCGCGCCACUGAGUGAGGUCUACGGCCGUCUUCCCGUGUACCAUACCUGCAACUUUUUCUUCUUCAUCUGGACGCUCGCCUGCGCCUUGGCGCCCAAUGUUGGCGGCCUUCUUGCCUUCCGUCUGCUCGCCGGGCUUGCAGGCUCCUGUCCCAUCACCAUCGGCGGUGGAUCCAUCGCAGAUCUUUUCUCGCAAUCAGAGCGUGGCGCCGCCAUGGCAUUGUUUGCGCUUGGUCCGUUGUUUGGUCCGGUCAUUGGCCCAGUGGCUGGCGGUUACCUGUCCCAGGCCGCCGGGUGGCGCUGGGUGUUCUGGGUUCUCACGAUCGCUGGUGGUGUUGCCACGGUGUCGGCACUACUGUUAAUGAGGGAAACCUUUGAGCCCGUCUUACUUGAGCGCCGGACUCGAAAACUCCGCAAAGAAACAGGUAAUCCAGACUUGAGAUCCAAACUCGACUCAGGAAUCACCAAGAAGGAAUUCUUUAUCCGCGCCAUCGUACGACCCACAAAGAUGCUUAUCUUUAGUCCCACCAUUCUCAUCUUCAGUAUCUAUAUGGCUAUCGUCUACGGUUAUCUCUACCUGCUGUUUACAACCCUCACUCUUGUGUUCGAGAGCCAAUACCACUUCGAUCAAGGCUCCAUAGGCCUGACCUUCCUCGGCAUCGGUGUCGGCUCUCUGUUGGGACUCGGCAUCUUUGGCAGCUUGAGCGACAAGUUGAUGAAGCGCUUGACCGCCAAGCACGGCGGAGAGAUGAAGCCGGAGUACCGCCUGCCACCCCUCAUCCCAGCUUCUUGUUUCAUUCCCAUCGGGCUUUUCUGGUAUGGGUGGUCGGCCGAGAAAAAGGUCCAUUGGAUUAUGCCCAUCAUUGGAACAGGCUGGGUCGGUCUGGGCCUCAUUGCAAUGUUCAUGUCCAUACAAACGUACUUCGUCGACUGCUUCACAGUAUACGCCGCCAGUGCCAUCGCGGCAAAUACGGUGCUGAGAAGUUUGAUGGGCGCCUUCCUGCCGCUGGCGGGUCCGAAGAUGUAUCGGACUCUUGGGCUGGGCUGGGGCAAUAGCUUGCUGGGAUUUGUGGCCCUGUCGAUGGUGCCUGUCACCUUCAUCUUCUAUUGGAAGGGAGAGUACAUCAGAAAGCAUCCCAGGUUCCAAGUCAAAUUAUAG
Cyphellophora europaea CBS 101466 is the source of this 1596-nucleotide messenger RNA. RefSeq lists its product as uncharacterized. NCBI's taxonomy places the organism in Eukaryota, Fungi, Ascomycota, Eurotiomycetes, Chaetothyriales, Cyphellophoraceae. Gene Ontology annotation, biological process: transmembrane transport. The coding region runs from base 1 to 1596 and encodes 531 amino acids. The transcript has a single exon. The record is from RefSeq and is a predicted model, not a curated record. Gene Ontology annotation, molecular function: transmembrane transporter activity.